AUGGCCUCCCUGCAAACCUUGACCAAGAGCUUCUCAGGAUGGGUUGUCUUCUGCUGCUGUUGCUGCCUCCCUCUUUUUCUCACCAGCCCUCUACCUCCACAAGGGGUAGGGGUGGCUUCUACCACCCAUCAUGCCUGCAGGCUCAAGAAGACCCUCUUCCAGCCACCCUACAUCAGGAAUCGCACCUACACUUUGGCUAAAAUGGGCAGGGUCUUGGACAAGGACACGGACAACAGGCUCAUUGGACAGCAGCUCUUUGUUAACAUUAAGGAAAACAACCGCUGCUACAUGAUGAAGAGGGUUGUGGAGAUUGUAGUGGAGGAUGUCCUGCUCACUGAGGCCAAGGAGAAGUACCCACUGGCUAAGGAGGGAACAGAGUUCUUGGCAUUCCUGACCUCUGAGGAGCUGAGGAGAUGUGAAUCCUCAGGGCAGAAAGAGCACAUUGAAAAGAACCUUGAAGAAAUGAAGACCAAAAUGGAACAGUUGGGAGAGAACGGGAAGACUAAAGCCAUUGGAGAACUGGAUUUACUGUUUGAAUACCUAGAAAAUGCCUGCACAGAUGCCCCAAAGAAGGGAGGGAACAAGAAGAAAAACUGA
Molecule: messenger RNA, 597 nt
Organism: Chaetura pelagica (chimney swift)
Lineage: Eukaryota; Metazoa; Chordata; Aves; Apodiformes; Apodidae
Gene: IL22
Product: interleukin 22
Exons: 5
Coding region: 1-597 (198 amino acids)
Cellular component (GO): extracellular region
Source: RefSeq, a predicted model, not a curated record